Molecule: messenger RNA, 2949 nt
Organism: Corvus hawaiiensis (hawaiian crow)
Lineage: Eukaryota; Metazoa; Chordata; Aves; Passeriformes; Corvidae
Gene: MAEL
Product: maelstrom spermatogenic transposon silencer
Exons: 12
Coding region: 23-1261 (412 amino acids)
Biological process (GO): male meiotic nuclear division; regulation of miRNA-mediated gene silencing; piRNA processing
Cellular component (GO): P granule; nucleus
Molecular function (GO): sequence-specific DNA binding
Source: RefSeq, a predicted model, not a curated record
GGGAGCGCCCGACGGCGAGGCCAUGGCGCAGCGCGGCCGCUCCCGCAGCGCCUUUCUGUGCUUCGUGCACGAUCAGCUGCCCGAGCUGAAGCGGCACGGGCUGCCCGUGGCCCACGUGGCGGAUGCCAUCCCCUACUGCUCCCCGGCAUGGGGGUCCCUGACAGAGGAAGAAAAGACAAUGUAUGCAGGGAAGGCUCGUAAAUGGAAUAGCAAGAAACGCUCUCAGAAUACUACAGUAAAGGAGACGUGUAAUCUGCCUGAUCCAGUUCCUGCCCCUCUGACCACAAAGAUGCCCAGUGUUACUCCUUUGCCACAUGCCUGUGCUCUGUCUUGGAAGAAUGACCAGGAUGUGAUUGCAGACGUCUUCUACUUCCUGGACAUUUACAGCUAUGGGAAGCUGCCACCCCAGUGCGAGCAGCGCUUCCUUCCCUGUGAGAUUGGGUGUGUCAAGUACUCCCUACAGGAUGGAAUCAUGGCUGAUUUCCACCACUUCAUAGAUCCAGAAGUACCACCACGUGGUUUUCGGUACCACUGCCAGACUGCUGGUGAUGAAACUCAUAAGAUCCCCAUAUCUGGAUUUCACCUUCCUCGUUCUUGUUACGCCGUUGUCCUACAGGAACUUCUUGAGUUUGCCCAGCCUGCCAGAGGUGCUCAGCCUCGCUUCUUCUGCAGGUCUAAUGACAGAUUCCGAAUUAAUUGGUGUCUUGGUCGAAUGGCCAGCAUAACAGGCAUUGAGAGCCAUUGGGAGCUUUUUGCUGUAGAAGACCUGAUUACAGAACUGUACCAGAAGAAAUACCAAAAGGAGCCAUCCAAGAUCUGGGUAUAUAGAAAACUGGAUGUCUGCCUGUGGGAUUUCUCCAGUAAUACCAGGUGCAAGUGGCAUGAGGAGAAUGAUAUCAUCUGCUGUGCUCUGGCAUCCUGUAAGAAAAUCAGUUACUGCAUCAGUAAAUCUUUUGCUAGUGUGUAUGGAGUCCCACUAACAGCAGCUCACCUGCCUCUGCAAGACUCUGAUUGUGAUCAAAGCACAAAUACCAGGAUUGUGAAACUGAAUGCUGGACAUAUCCAGAAAAUGAAAGCUGAGAGUUCUGGGUGUGACAAGCCUUUGGGCUCUCCAAGACAGGAUCAAGAGUUUGUCCCUUCUAAUCGUGAUUCUCCAUGUGGUGUGAAGACCUUCCCUUGUGGAACAAGUGUUGUACAAGGAAGAGGAGUUACUCGAUUGCUGAGAAGUGCGUCUGGUCUAUCCAAGUCUUUCAGUAACUGAAAAUUUCUUUCACAUCCAGGACAGCUGUAAAUCCUAAUUUUCUUUGUUUCCCUAAGAUAACCAGUAGUUUCUCCAGACUUCAGUUUUUCAUCUUUUGUGCAAACCUUGACAGUUCAAGUUCUUGUUAGAAUAAUAACACUAUUGACUGGAGUUAAAGAAGAUAAAAAAUCUUGUUCAUUAUCUAUGUGAAGAUGUAUUUUGAAGGAACCUGACAGUCACAUCUUUAAAAAUACUUGCUGUACUAGUUGCAUUUCUUAGUGAAUGGAGUGCAGUUUCAAGAUUGAUUAAUCAAUAUAAUUGAAUUAGAAGAAUUCUUUAGUGACCAGUGUGACUUUAGACAACUUAGACUUUUUGUUUUAUUUCCUUUUUAAUAGCCUUCCCAUCUCCUGCAUGUGGAAGAUAGAAUUUCAGUGUGUAACAGUCUUGCUUCAGAAGCUGGUGCAGGGGGGGAAGCACUGAAGGUGUGAAGGGCUGCCCUAGGGGAAUUAAUUAAAGGUCAAUAGUCCCAAAGAUUUGCUGUAAUAUAUUAGUUUUAGCCAUGAAGAAUUUGAGUGGUCUUUCAAGGCAAAAAAGCAGACCUUACAGAAAAUGUCUGGAAAGAAAUACUGUGGCAAAUUUAUCCAUCUGUUAAUGUACUUAGAGGCACAGUCUGUGUUAUAUACAUUGGGGACAAGUACAGCAUAGAUUGGUUUUUUUAAUUUGCAUCUGUUUUCUUUUUGAGAAAUGCAUGUCCCUCAAACUUAGAGACUGAAGAGAAGUGUAGGUGUUACGGGGUUGGUUGGUGGUUUUUUUUUCUGUUUUUUUUUUUUUUGGAAGGAAUAUCAAAUUCAAACUGAUAGAUUUCACAAGAGUUUAGUCGGGCUGGGUAGAUACCAGUCAUAUUAUUUGGGGGCACAUAAAAAAGUGGGAGAUGUCUGAUAUUUUCUAGGGAAGUUAGAUAUUCCUUUUUGUGGAGGUAGUGCUUGGACUAGUCCCCAAAAAGUUGUCGGUCUGAGCCUUGUGCUUAGUCCAUGUGUCUCCUAAGCAAGUGAUUCUCAGAACUAAGAGCUUAUUUUGUUAAGCUGUUCCUAAAUUUUGUACCAACAGAUGUCCAGUUUUGAAAUACUAUUUCCAUAGCAACUAACUGUGUGAAGAUUUCAUUCCAUGUAGGUACUGGAACUCAGGAUGAGGUGGUUCAUUCCCUUGAAUAAGGAAAAACUCAACAAAACAAAUGCAAGCAAAACCCAAAAUGCAGCCAAAAUAAGAGGUUUAUUUGAGCGUGCUGAUCGGUGUGUCAGAAAAGGCCAUCGCUGGUUUAGUUGGAAGCCUGUUACAGUUGCUGUAAGGCCAGUUGAGCCCUUUCUUCUAGUAUUUUGGGAUCACUGAGGCAUUUCUAUUCUUACCUAACUGUUCACCUCUAUCACUGAAUUUCUUCAAUUGAUUCUGUAUUUCCUUCCUUUGGGGCUGCUGUUCUACCUGCUAAUUUUAAUUUCCACAGAAUAAGGGACAAUAAACCUCUAAGUCUGAAAUUUACCAAUGAAGCACCCAGGAAUGUUGUAACAGACUGUCUUUUCCGCAUUUGUAUAGAGUUGUGCAAGUUCCUUAACUGACAGCCAUUGCUGCAUUGAUAUUUCAUGACAUACAGAACUGUUGUCUUUGAAUUAUUUUUCAAAGUGCAGUGUUGCAAUAAAAGUUUGUUUCAGUUAUUA